AUGCCAUAUCAGCGCAAAGCGCUUCUGAACACAAAGGUGAGGCCUGUGAACAGGUAUGCCAAAGGCUCCACUGAUGGUUUACGGCUAAAAUAUGAUGAAACUUCAAAAGAACCCAAAAAUCUUCGCCAAACACUGCGUAAACCGGAAGAACAAUUCCCAAAAGAUUUGAUAGUGAUCAUCAGCAUCAGUAGCUGCAGUAAUACAAACUGGAUUAAAAAAUUCCGUUUCCUAAAAGUGAACGGAAAUCCGGUGAACUUUGCCGGAGAAACUAGCAGGGUAACGAUGAAGGAGAUACUUGCACUCAAGACGCAAAAGAAUUCAAGAUUCUCAACGAUGAUUACAACCUCGCUGCCCAAUUUGGUGCAUAUUUUGCAAUCCUGCUGGAUCACGCAUGAUGCCAGAUGUGUUCGUCGUAAUCGGGUUGCAAGGGAACUUGCAACACGUCUCCGUCGACUGGGGUACACCGUCUUCGAAGAGUUGAGAGCACCUUCUUCGACGUCCUUUAUCAAACCUGACCUAAUCGCCGUUCGAGAUCGCCGAGCAACUGUAAUAGAUGUCAGCAUAGUCUUGGAUGGGCGCGGAGUGACUGUGUGGAAUGAGAAGAAGCAGACGUAUGGUGCUGCCAUAAUCUCAGCCCUACAUGCAAUCGGUUGUGAUGUCGACUUUUUGGUCCACCAACCGAUGAUCAUCUCUUAUCGAGGGAUCUGCUUUCCUCAAUCCGCUAAGGCUGUUAUUGGACUGGGACUUCCUAGGGUCACAGUCAGUGACUUGUGUUUGCUUGUCAUUGUGAGCUCUCUGCGUACUUACGACCCUUUUAUGCGUGAAAGUUCCUUGCUGUUAAAUAAAGUUCAAAACAGAUUGAAUCCUAAUGGAAAUGAUGAUGAUCAACACAAGGCAAUAGACACUCAGGUUAGAUCACCAGCUGGUCAGCUCCCUUUCGGUGCUUGUCAUGCCUCCCGAGGGAAGCACGAGGGCUGGGAUACCGCCAGGUUGCCCAAGCCUAGACAGGGGAAGUCGAGAGGCAGAGGUCGGGCUCGAACCACGGAUCUUCCGCUCAUCGUAUACACGCACUUCUCCAGUUUCCAUCAACCUUAUGUUCUGCUUGAAAAUCGGAGAAGCAGAUUCACUGGGAAACGACUGAAACAUGAGGCGGCCUGGCGCAGCACAUUCAGUUGCCUGAGAACAUCCCAAACGAGAGAUUCAGCUGGGUUCCAGGUGAGUCUCUCGAAAAACCAAAUUAGUUUGCAAAUGAGUGUAUUCGUUAAAAAAAAAUGGAUUUUUUUUGGCUGA
This is a messenger RNA of Opisthorchis viverrini, 1290 nucleotides long. RefSeq lists its product as hypothetical. Lineage: Eukaryota; Metazoa; Platyhelminthes; Trematoda; Opisthorchiida; Opisthorchiidae. The transcript has 7 exons. The record is from RefSeq and is a predicted model, not a curated record. Bases 1 to 1290 code for a protein of 429 amino acids.